This is a messenger RNA of Penicillium diatomitis, 963 nucleotides long. RefSeq names its product HpcH/HpaI aldolase/citrate lyase family protein. Gene Ontology annotation, biological process: oxaloacetate metabolic process. The record is from RefSeq and is a predicted model, not a curated record. The transcript is spliced from 3 exons. Bases 1 to 963 code for a protein of 320 amino acids. Lineage: Eukaryota; Fungi; Ascomycota; Eurotiomycetes; Eurotiales; Aspergillaceae. Gene Ontology annotation, molecular function: magnesium ion binding; catalytic activity.
AUGGCAGCGCGAAAUACCAUCCGUCGCUCUCUUCUAUACGUGCCCGGUUCUUCACAACGAUUUCUCGACAAAUCUCGCUCGUUGGCGGCUGAUUGUCUCACGUAUGACUUGGAGGACAGCGUGACGCCGCACAAAAAAGCAGAAGCGCGAUCUCUCGUGCGGAGAGCGAUCGACCAGCCUGCGCCGGAGAGGAUCCGUGAGCGUGCUGUUCGCAUCAACUCGGUCGAUAGUGGGUUGGCUUUGGCGGACUUGACAGAAGUGCUCCAAUCACCCAAUUUGACCACACUUGUCAUUCCAAAGGUCAAUUCCGCCUCAGACUUGACAUUCGUGACCGAUGUCAUCAGUCACACUUUAUCCCAGCAGAGUUCUCCGAAAGCCAGACCUCCUAUCUCUCUUCUCGCGCUGGUGGAGUCGGCCAAGUCCCUGACUAACCUGUCUGAAAUCUGCAAUGCCUCGCCUCUGCUUCAGGGACUGAUUUUUGCUGCUGAAGACUUUGCACUCGAUCUGAGUAUCACGCGAACUCCGUCUCUGACCGAAUUCCUCUUUGCUCGAUCGGCCAUUGCGACCGCGGCUCGAGCAGCUAAUCUGCCGUCCACCAUCGACCUGGUGUGCACGGCGUACAAGUCCGACAAAACAGACGGAUCACCACCGGCGGCUCUCGAGGAAGAAUGCCGAGAUGGUCGCCGGCUUGGCUUUAAUGGAAAACAAUGUAUUCAUCCGUCGCAGGUGAAGACCGCCAAUGAGAUCUUUGGCCCGGAUCCCCAGGAGACUACUUGGGCCAUGCGGGUUGUCAUUGCAGACGACAAGGCUGCUGAAGCAGGGCGAGGUGCAUGGACGCUAGAUGGGAAAAUGAUUGACGUGCCCGUGGCACAGAAGGCUCGGGCGAUUGUGAAAAAGGCCGAGGCUUGUGGAUUCGAUGUGGAGGCGCUGCGAGAGAAGUGGCAGCAUCAGGAACCUGAAUAA